Molecule: messenger RNA, 879 nt
Organism: Daphnia pulicaria
Lineage: Eukaryota; Metazoa; Arthropoda; Branchiopoda; Diplostraca; Daphniidae
Exons: 3
Coding region: 437-871 (144 amino acids)
Source: RefSeq, a predicted model, not a curated record
CUUAAAUAUUUACCUCAAUUAUUUCACACUAAAGGCCGGAUUUAUAUCCAGUAAAAACCAUCAGUCCAAACUAAAUAAAUCCCGAAAUACCAAAAGUGAACCGUAAUCGGAUGUCUCGAAUUAAAUUGCGCAAACUAAUCAAAAGUCACGUUCGAGAUAUUUGAUGUGGGGAUGGGUUGAGUCGCAAUCGCCGUGUACUUGGCUAGUUUUAGUUGACGUUGCUAUUAUUUGAAACCAUUGGCACCUGCUGAAAACGAGAUAUUUUUAGACGUGACGUUCAAUUGCCAAUAGCCCAACAUGCAGCGACGUCAGUAAUGUAAUUCACGGUGACCAAUAUGCAACUAUAAAAGCAGCCGUACUUGCGAAUUCAUUUCACAGAUAUCACUUCUGAUCUUCAAAACAGUUUAAUACAGCACUCGCUGAAAUCUUCUUCAUCAUGAACUUUAAGGUAUUGAACAUCUUGUUUUUGAUCGCCUUGGUUUUUGUCUUCACGACGACAACAGCCAAUCCAGCAGCAGAGAAACAUGUUACCGAAACGGCCCACAAAUCUGAACACGCUUCGGAGGGUCACGCAAAGGCUGGAAUGCUCUAUGCCGUCCAUCCCGUCGAAAACGUGGAGGACCCAAAGAAACACGAGCCCAGUCGUCAAAGCGAAAGCUGCCCAGCAGCACGAGACAGGUGCCCGACUACCCCGACUACCCCGACUUCCCCGACAACCCCGACUUCCCCGACAACCCCGACAACCCCGACAACCCCGACAAUCCCGAUUUCCCAGUUUUCCCAGUUUUCCCAGUAUUCCAAGUAUUCCAAGUAUUCCAAGUAUUUCAAGUAUUUCCAGAUUACUGACUACCGACUACGACGACUACACUGACUACAUUG